AUGAAAGCUGUCGAACUGAGCGACGAGAUGGAUCAAGCGUUGGCUGUUCUUCGGGGAUUUCUUUAUGAUGAAUCGUUGGACAGAAGGCCCAUCAUUGUGGGCUAUUUAACUGAAACUGAGGAUAUUAUCGAGUUGGGAAUAGAUCAGUUCCUUGACCAAUUACAAAUGCAACCACAGGAACAGAUGCAUCAAGUCUAUCGUAUCCUCUAUUUCAAAUAUCGGUCAUGGAUUGUAUGGAAUGCCAUUACAUCCAAGCCGUUUCGUGAAGUACGACGCCAAUGUAUGCAAGCGGAUCGUUGUGCCGAUCUAUUGGCUCGUAUAGAUUCGAACAAUGAGGUCAAUCAAAAUAAUGAUCAGACAGAUUCGCAACAAUUUCUUCCGAUGCAAAAAGAUUCGUCCUCGUUGCUACCAGCUAUAUCACGUCACAUGGAAUUGACUAAUAUGUUCUGGUACAGGCCAGACUCGCCCAACUUCUUUCUCUGUCAGCGUGUGAUUUGUGAUCAAUUUGAAAAGAUGGCUCGUCGAGUUCGAGCACAUUUAGGCCAAUAUGAUGACGUGUUUCACGAUCUGUUCUAUCCGUUCGAACGAAUGCAUCUGACACUUUGUGUGUUCUCCUUGAAAGAUCUGUCCCAGGUGGAAGACUGCUUUUCCCUGAUUCAAGAUACUAUUGACAACAUGCGUCGAUGGAUGGCACAAUACCCGGUGGCGUUGCGUGGGAUUCAGGUCUAUCAGGAACGCAUGCUGUUCGUGAACGCCAUCCAGGAUUCGAAUCUGGAAAAGCUGAUUAAAGUAAUCAAACAAACGUGCAAUAUGGCCGGUUUCGUAACCAAUGUGGAAGGUAUAUUCAUUCCACACGUCACCUUACUAAAACAGAAUUAUGUUAAACCUUUGGACCCUAUUCGUCGACCACCCACAUUAUAG
Molecule: messenger RNA, 921 nt
Organism: Echinostoma caproni
Lineage: Eukaryota; Metazoa; Platyhelminthes; Trematoda; Plagiorchiida; Echinostomatidae
Source: the annotation of a GenBank genome assembly